UCUGGCAACUUCAUUCGAAGCAAGUGUUCUAGCUUUCGCCAUUAAUGGAAUCAUAUUCAAUUCAAGAGGCUUAGCUUGUGUAGGUUUUUAGUGAAGUGGUCUAAAUAACCACUGGAAAAUAUUACCAAAUAGGAGAACGUAGCCGUAUAAUUUUCAGCGUUUGUGAUAAGGUGAUUUAUGUCUGAGGCAGAAAACUGAAAUGCUGCUUUUCCAGAACCGAAGCGAAAAUUUGAAGAAGAAGAAGAGUUACCAAAUCGCCUGUGAUCAAAAGUUUCUCAUUCCUUGCAAUUUGUGACUGGUGUGAGAUUUCUUAUAUUAGCGGGACAUUUCUCCUCCAGAAAGGUCAUGGGGAGCAAGUGCGGGUCGCUCGGAAAGCACGUCUUGCCCUUGUCGAGUGGGUGCAUGGUCCUCUCGGGUGGAAUUCAGAUGGUGGGUGCCCUCGCCCUCGCCAACUCAAUCGUCAUGCUUCUGCUCUUGCUAGCUGGCUUCUGGAACUUCAUCUGUGGCCUAUCCUUGAUGGUAACUGGAAGUAAGGGGUAUGUUAGAGGUCACACUCAGACAACGAGGAGGAGGAAAUUGCAUUGCGUUCGUUUGUUGCUGAUCCUGACUACGAUCAUCCUCGCUGUUGCCAUCAUACUGGUCCAUCUCGAACGCAUCCGAAUGAUCGAGCCCUGGUCUGAUGACGUCAUAUCGGCCAGGAGAAAACUGAAAUACGCAUCCUUGAGUCGAGCUUUUGAUAAUAUAGGUAUUUGGGUAGUGACUGUAACCAGCAUCACCGGAGCAGUAUCCAGCCUAUGCGCCCUUGCUUCAGUCCUUCCGUGUGCCGUCUCCAGUACCUUCUCGCUUCACAGUCACCUGGCCACUGUGGAAUCCGUAGGGUGGGUUUAUGAGCCCACCCCGAAGCCUGACGUUAUUGAAAACUGCCCUCCGCACAGGCUGCCGCAGGCUCUUAUAAGUCCAUCCCGCCGCAAAUCAAGGAAGCCAGCACUGAAGUCCAAAUCGGUGACGCUCGUUUCCUUCAAGCACGGAGCUUCGUUGAACAGGCAGACAACGUCGCUCCCUACGAGGUCGUCCAAGGGACGACACAUAGUCUUUGUGGAGAGUUGGCAUUUGGCCCCCACUCUGCCCAUGAAUUUGAAUUUUGGAAAUAUUCGUCCGGCUGAUAGCCCGAGAUCCGAGCGUCAGAAGGACCUGUCUUCCAAGUGUCCCAGAAGCCCUUCUGCCAAGUAUCCAAAAAGCCCUUCUACCAAGUAUCUAUCAAGCCCUUCUGCCAAGUGUCCAUCAAGCCCUUCUACCAAGUAUCUAUCAAGCCCUUCUGCCAAGUGUCCAUCAAGCCCUUCUACCAAGUAUCUAUCAAGCCCUUCUGCCAAGUAUCCAAAAAGCCCUUCUACCGGGUGUCCAGCAAGUCCUACUACCAGGUGUCCAUCAAGUCCUACUGCCAGAUAUCAACCAAUGCCUUCUAUCAGGUGUCUACCAAUUCCUUCCACCAGGUGUCAACCAAAUCCACCAAUUCCUUCCACCAGGUGUCCACCAAGUCUUUCAACCAGGUGUCCACCAAGUCCCUCUACUAGAUGUCCACCAAGUCCUGCUCCCAGGUGUCAGUCAAGACCUUAUGCCGGGUGUCGGCCGAGUCUGUAUCCUCAAAGCAAUUUGCUGGAGUGUGCAGAUUUAUGAACUUUCGGUUGCUGAAUAUUGCCUUGGAAUUGAUUUAAAGGAUUUGAUAUGGCCCAUCUCUUGUAUAUUUCUUUCUGACUUUGCAGGUUACGUCUUUAUUUAUUACAUAAUUAUAAUGCUUUUCAAAUUGAAAAUUGUACAUUGAGUCAGUACAGUUACCCCUAGAAGGUUUUCAUCAAGAAUGCUUCAGAUUGUAACAAUUAUGUCUGUUUCUUUCUGAUUGUAACAAUUAUUUAUACGUUAUGCAUUAUCUCGCACCAUUAUUGUAAAUGGGUAAAAAGUUAAGAUUCUCAGAAGUCAGGUCAAAUGUAAACCGUAAAAAAUAGUAGUUGAAACGUACAUGAUAACCGGUUGAAUUAACGACCCUGUGAUUGGGAAUGCAGAGGAUCCUUAGGUGUAUGUAGAGGUUUAUGGGUUUUUAAAUCGAGCUAAAAUCUUGUUGAGUCAGUCUUCGUAGUUGAGAGAUUUUUCUAUCAUCAAAGACUGGAUCAUUGUCUAAUCUUCUACCCCCUUAUAGCCAGCAUCUUAAGUCAUGCACAAGUUUAGCUGUACUAAAAUCAGUUCUGUGAUAAAGAUCCAAAGUAUGAUUAGCCAAAGCACUGUUUUAAGAGGUCAGUGGAGCAAUCUCUAUUCAUCUAACAGUUAUAUUUGCGAUCCCUUACCUGCCUCGCCCACAUAACUGCUUCUUAAAAUCAUGUCUUGGAUUUAUAAAAGCCUCCUUGUGUAUGUGGUACAAUCCCCUUCAUUUUGAGCUAAUUUAUAAUUGAUGUUACAGCUUAAACUUGGUUUCACCGUGAGUAUAGAAUAGAGGAAAGUGGGUUAUCGAAUAAUAGUAUAUAAUUGGAAGUUUUGGGAGGGAGACGGAUCAAGUGCAGGCUAGAUGUGACACAAGUGUUGGAAUGAGGGUGCGCACAAGAUUGAGGCUAGUGGUGCAUUGUGUAUAAAUGUACAAAGCAUCCGCUGUAGCAGAAAUGUCAGGCAUAGAGUGUUCAUGCUUGAUUUUUAGAGCAAGUUAAAGGAUGACAAUUCCAGUGAUUAUUACCUUGCUUUUCCUGGGGCCAACUCAUGUUAAGGGAAUGUGUGUAAUGAUGGUAAAUGUAUAUGUAUAGAUAGAUAUUCCAACACUGGUUUUGGACCCGCUUUCUUGCAUUUUUACUAGUCCCCAUGAUUUUGAUAAUUUACACGGUAGUCGACUUAAAUUUUAACCUGGUUAGAGUACUUUUUAAACAGUUAAUCAAGAAAUAAAGCAAAAUGCAUAUUGGGACAUCAAUGAAAAAGUAUUUAUACUCUAUGAAUAAUAUUCGAAAUGUAAUAGGGAUAAAGCUGGAAAGAAGAAUUGCAUGCUUCUCAAAAGAGGGUUUGAAGGAGAUAAGGUUUAUGUAAAGUUACCUCUGAAUACAGGAGGAGAUAGUGGCCCCAUAAAGAAAAUUGUAAUGAUUAUGAGUUAUUAACCUUGUCUGCAAAUGUAUGUUCGGGCAUUUUAACAGGGAAUUAAUUUUUUUUUUUUUUUUAGCAAACACGUAAACUGCGACUGCUAAGAGUACUUCCAAAACAGUAACAAGAAUAAAUUGUGAAAGUGUUGUUAUUGUAUUUUUUAAUAGUUUAACGAGAAAAUUUCAGAAUCCGGUGACGCAGAAAAAAAAACUAAAAGGAAUUGAAGAAUGAGAAAUUUGCUAGUUUUAUUAUAAAGGUGUGCACGGGUUAAGGUUGAAUUAUAUCCGUUUUGGCUGCUCAGUAUGUCUUAUGGAAGACCUAGAUUUGAAUUUUUCACGCCAGAAAAGAUAAUGUGAACGGAAACAAUGUAAGGGUCUGUAAUAUUUAAAUUAAUAUUUUGGAGAUUUUUUUAGCAAAGCCACGUUUCUCAUAUUUUACAUUGAAGCAGCUUUUAAUAUGUGCUCGUAAAUGGCUCUGAAUUUGCAUGCAGUUUUUAGGUGUUCCAAUACCGACCUAGGGACAGGUGUCAAGCAUCCUGAUGAUAAUAGAAAUACCCUUAGUUUUUCAUACAUUCCUGAGUUUACCAACCUGACAGUCAUUGAUCCCUUGCACUCUUUCUGAACUACUAGCUGGUACGAUGUUACUCUCAACGUGUAGGGACAGUCUGCGGUGCAUUUUAAGCUUCCAUGAGAAUUAUUGUUAAUGUAAUAUGCUCAGUGACCUCGAAAAUUUCAAAGCUACUUCUUGCCGUUGAGGAAUGAACUUCAAUCCCUUAUUUAAUUUUACUUAAAAUAAAGGCUUAGACAACAUCA
Macrobrachium nipponense is the source of this 3920-nucleotide messenger RNA. Its product is annotated as mucin-2-like. The record is from RefSeq and is a predicted model, not a curated record. Bases 346 to 1674 code for a protein of 442 amino acids. Lineage: Eukaryota; Metazoa; Arthropoda; Malacostraca; Decapoda; Palaemonidae. The transcript is spliced from 4 exons.